GGCUGGUCAGCUGAUUCAUCACGUGACCCGAGAAUCAUGGCGAUGCCCAUCGCCCGGGAUUCAGCCGCCUGCCUUUUCAUGUAUUUUACCCUGGCGCUGAUCGCCCUCUCGUUAGCAUUAAACCAGUCUCCUGAAGUCUCCGGUGGUCCCGGGUCCCGCAGCGGCUGCGGCUGCCAAUCCGGCUCCACGAAUCGCCCGGAGGCUCUGAGUGACAGCAUUUCACUGGCUAAACGGGCAGCUGUCAAAUACUCCAAGGAGGCCAAUGUUGAGGGUCAAAAGACAGCACAAGGGAACGUGCCACACUCAAAAAGGCGUACUAAUCAGAUGGUGCUGAUACCAGGUGGCGUGUUCACCAUGGGAACAGAUGAACCUGUGAUACCACAGGAUGGCGAGGGCCCAGCUAGAAAAGUACACAUGAAGCAGUUCUAUAUGGAUAUGUAUGAAGUCACUAAUGCUGAAUUCGAGAGAUUUAUUAAAGAUAUGGACUAUGUCACAGAGGCAGAAACAUUUGGAGACUCCUUUGUGUUUGAGGGACUGCUGAGCAAAAUGGUGAAGAGCGGCGUUACCCAAGCUGUUGCCGCGGCGCCAUGGUGGCUGCCUGUUAAAGAUGCCAGCUGGAAACAUCCGGAAGGCCCUGACUCCAACAUUACGAAGAGGAUGGAUCACCCAGUCGUGCACAUCUCCUGGCACAACGCAGUGGCUUACUGCACCUGGGCAGGUAAACGGCUGCCCACGGAAGCUGAAUGGGAAUACGCUUGCAGAGGUGGACUUGAGAACAGACUCUUCCCAUGGGGGAACAAGCUGCAUCCUAAAGGCCAGCACUACAUGAACAUCUGGCAAGGAGACUUCCCUCACCAGAACACAGCAGAUGAUGGAUAUGCCAACACGGCCCCUGUCACCACCUUUCCUCCCAAUGCUUAUGGUCUCUUCAAUAUGGUAGGGAAUGUCUGGGAAUGGACAUCAGACUGGUGGAACGUACACCACACCACAGAUGAAGCAGAGAAUCCUAUAGGACCUGCCUCAGGGACAGACAAGGUGAAAAAGGGUGGAUCCUACAUGUGCCACAAGGUCGUACCACUGAUGAAUGCAUUCAGAGGAAGAUCGAACACCAACAUGUCUUAGUAGCUUAGGAUUUCCAGAAGUUAAAAUUAAGUUCUUUUUUCGGAAUGUAUAUUUGACUACUAUUUCGAUAUUAGAAUACAGUGUAAAUUUUCCCAAUAUGUUUUCUGCCCUUUUACUUAUCUGGCUGUUGGGGGCAUCUAUUGAUUGUGUCAACUGCAUCUGGUCUUGAACACAAACUCAUACAUAUCCACAAACUUAUAAUGUGUUUCUACAGUAAGAGCUUCUUGAAUAAUGAAAGCAUGAAUUAAAGAAUGAUUUUUUGUGAAAAGAAUGUUACAUAAAUAAUGAUUUUGCAUUUAUAUAAGUAAUCAGAUGAUUAUCUAUAGCUAAAUAUGAAGUCGAUGGUUUUCUGGCCAUAUCUGAUUGUAUAAAUGGUAUUAUCUCUAUUCAAGUGUCUCUAGUCAAGUUUAUUGUUAUAUGCAGAAGUAUGCACAGGUGCAAUGAAAAACUUAAUUACAGCAAUAUUCACAAGAGAAAUAUGUAUGUAUAUUAUAUAUAUAUAUUCACAAUGUUUAUAGUGAAGGACAUAAUUGGGAAGAUCAAAAACAAGGUCUGUUUUAGUGUAAGAUAAUAUAGUGAUGCUAAACUGUAGUGAAUAGGGUUUUGCUGGCAGGUGCAAGAACUGAAUGGUCAAAGGUAAAUAGCUGUUCUUGAACCAGGUGGUGUGGUAUCUUUGAUGCUAGAUAUUGCCAUCUUGAGGCAGCACCUCCUGAUGCUGGGGAGGGAUGUGCCUGUGAUGUAUUGGACAGAGCCCAAUACUCUCUGUAGCUUGUUAUGUUCUUGUGCAUCGAACUGUGAUACCAGACCAUACAACCAAUCAAGAUACUUUCAACAGGACAUCUGUAAAAGUUUGUUUGAGUAUUUGGUGACAUGCCAAACCUCCUUAACUUCCUAAGAAAGUAAAGAUGCUGGCACACUUACUUUGAUUGCAUCAAUGUGCUGGGCCCAGGACACAUCAAUCAAUAUGCCCAGGAAAAUAAAGCUGCUGACUCUUUCCUCCAGUUAGACUGCUGCAUGUUCACCUUCCUUCCCAAACUUGAAGUCAAUAGUCAGCUCUUUAGUUUUGCUGAUGUUGAGCAAGAGGUUGUUGUCACUCAACUAGGUGACAUAUCUCACUCCAGUAAGCUAACUCAUCACUACCUGUGAUUUGUCCAACAACAGGAGUAUCAUCAGUGAAUUUGAAGAUGGCAUUGGAGGUGUGCUUAGCCACACAGUCAUGCAUAUGUUGAGAGUAGAGCAAGAAGCUAAGCACAUAGCCUUGAGGCAUACAUAUGUUGAAGUUCAGUGAGGAGAGAUGUUGUUAACAAUCCUCACUGACUGAGAUCUACCAAUGAGGAGUAUCCAAAUGCAGGAAGUACAGAUGCCCAGUGUCUAAGCUUGAUGAUGAAUUUAGAUGGGAUGAAGGAUGAUUAAUUUUUUAGGUGUUGAACAUUGAACUGUAGUCAAUGAACAGAGCCUGUAGUUCUCCUGCCUAUGACACAAUAUAGGAACUGCAAAAAGGCUAUCUCCCACAAGGAGAAGCACACUGUCAAAACCAAAGAUAGGCACCAAAUGUUUUAUCACUAGCUCCCUACAAUCAGAACAUAGUAACAGCACAGAAGAAUAUGCCCUUUGAUCCAUAAUAGCUGUGCUGACCAUGAUGCCAAGUUAAAGUAAACCUAUCUGCCUGAACAUGGCUCAUAUCCCUCCAUUCCCUACAUAUUCAUGUGCUUGUCUAAAUACGUGAAGGUCUCUCACGCCUGCUUCCAAAACCACUCCAGCAGCACAUUCCACACAACUACCACUCUCUGUGUAAAGAAAACUUCCAUCACACAUCUCUUCCAAACUUUCCCCUUUCACCUCAAAGCUACGCCCUCUUGUAUUUGAUUAUUCUACCCUGAGAAAAAGGCUUACUCUAUCUACCUUAGACCAUCUGACCAUAAGCCUCCAUCAGUUCUCCCCUCAGCCACUGAUGCUCCAGGGGAAAAAUCCAAAUUUGUCCAAUCUUCCUCAUAACUCAUACUUUCUAAUCCAGGCAGCAUCCUGGUGAACCUUUUUUGCAUGCUCUCCUUAGCAUUGUUGUCAGUCCUGUAAUGGGGUGACCAGAACUGCAUGCAGUACUUCAGUGCAGCCUUACCACAGUUUCAAUACGGGUUCCAGACUCCUAUAGUCAAUGUCCUACUGUUAGUUUGAGGUUUUCUCCAAGUGGCUGUGGUCAAAAGGCCAUUUAUAAGAUAAAAAAUCAGCCAUCCAUUCGACACAAGAGAUUCUGCAAAUGCCGUAAAUCCAGAGUAACCCACAUAAAAUGCUGGAGGAACUCAGCAGAUCAGGCAGCAUCUGAUGACAUCUUGGCUCAAAACAUCAGCUCUUUAUUUCUCUCCAGAGAUGCUGUCUGAGCUGCUGAGUUCCUCCUUUCAUUAAACUCUUGUUUUGGUCACGGUGACACUGCAUCUGACCUUGGUUCCUUGCUCCUUAAUACUUCUUUCUGAAUAAAAAUUCAUCACUUUUGGUCCUUAAAUCUCAAUUCACCACUCCCCCACCUAACCUGAAUUGCUUUAUCAAGACAAACAGUGUCACAGUUCCAGAUAUCCCCUAUCCUACAAUUAAGGGGUAUAAUUAAGUUAAUUCAUCACGGUUAAGAAGUUGUGUGGGUUCAGCUCUUUACGCAGGUCUCCACAUGCCUCUAGCAGCACAACAAUUUGGAUUCAGAGAGUGAAAUUAGCAGGAAGCAUUACAGAACCAUAGCCUCUAUUCUCCUGAAUGUUGAAAAUUAAGGGAUAGUACAAAUUGAGCCAUUUAUAAUUUGAUUGGGUGGAUACAGAGAAACUACUUCUUCUGAUAAUGGGAUCAAGAACAAGGGAAAAUUGUUAAAAUCAGAGCCUGGCCAUUUAGGAAAGAAAUUGCAAACUGUUUCUCUCAUAAUGAAUCAUAAAAUCCUGAACUCCCUCCUGUAAAAACUUCAGGAUGUCACUUGGAAUUUACAUAUGUGUGAUUAGUGGGCAUUAUUAGUAAGGAGCUGAAGCAGGUAAAAGGACUAGAAAUCCAGACUAGCUGUAAUCAGCUUAACUGUAAAGCAACUUGGAUUGUCUCCCCCCCCCCCCCCGUUCCUAUAUUCCUAUUAAAUAGUGGUUCCAAAAUUCCAUUUUUCAUCUCUCUCUACAAUCAGUUUCAACUUCACAAUCACAAUUUUCAGGGUUAUGCAUUCUAUAAAUUCUGCAAUUUUAGCAAAGGUGCACAGAGGUACAGGUUCACAUCUGCAAAGACAGCACGGUAAGUUGAUAAGAGCUUUUAAAAUUAAACUGGAAGCAUAGAAUACAUAAAGAGAGAGGUUAUGUAAAAUCUUUACAAAUCAGUGCAAAGACCACAGCUGGAGUUCUAUGUCCAAUUCUGGGCACAGAUCCAAACUAAUUGGUAAAAGAACCAGAGUUUUUAUUUAAACAAGUGGUGCUGUUAUGAUCUGGUAUGCACAGACUAAAAAGGUGAAGGAUCCAUUGGUGAUUUUUUUGAGGAGCUAGCUAAACAGGAGCUUUAUGCCUUGACAAGGUAGGAGUGAAUCACAGACAUCACUCACAGUGCACAAAAUCCAUCAUUUAUCCAUCUCUAAUGUU
Messenger RNA from Mobula hypostoma (lesser devil ray), 4709 nucleotides. It is a transcript of the gene sumf1, whose product is annotated as sulfatase modifying factor 1. The record is from RefSeq and is a predicted model, not a curated record. Gene Ontology annotation, cellular component: endoplasmic reticulum. The transcript is spliced from 9 exons. NCBI's taxonomy places the organism in Eukaryota, Metazoa, Chordata, Chondrichthyes, Myliobatiformes, Myliobatidae. The coding region runs from base 37 to 1122 and encodes 361 amino acids.